UGCGUUGUGAGACUGGAAAAGGCCUUCCGGCAGUGAUGGUAUAAAAUACGCACCUGGGCAGACAUACACAUACCGAGCAACUGCUAUGUGCCAGACACCAUUCGCUGCCUUGGGACUUUCACAAGGGACAAAAACUGACAAAACUCGUCAUCUCUGGUUCACGACCAUGGGCCUGGGGUCCCGCACAUACAGUCCUAAGUGAAGAGAAACCUCCACAAGCACCAGCUCCCAGUUCUCACCUCAGCUUUCCCGCCCAAAAUGCAGGACCUUCCUUAGCCCUUGGCGCGAAGUCACUCAGCACGGUUUCCUGAUACCUUCCCCGCCUUCCUCAACCUGGCUCCGAUUCCCUCUUCCCUCCUCAACGCUCCUGGGUUGGUGCUUCCGGUUCUCUCCGGGUCUUCCCAGAAUCAGGCUGCUUCCGUUUUCCUCCUUGCCCCGGCUCCUCUAGGCUUCCGCUUCCUUUUACUUUCCUCCCUUGCCCAGAUUUUCGAUUACUUUCUAGGCUUGGGCUCUAGUUCAUGCAGAGACCCCCUCUCUCCCAUGAAGCCAUCACCCGGCUAUUCCGUGUUUGAAGAACCGCCAGCGGCAACCGUCCACCGAGGACGAAGGAUCAGCGCACCCCGGAUCUCCCAGGAGUCUCGGGGGCGUGGCGCGGGCUUUGCGACGAUUGUACUCCCUGUUGCGCUCGAAAACCAGGACAUUUGUUUUUUAGUGUUGGACUACGUUUCCCACAGGCCCCAGGGCCACGAAUGGACUUCGACUUUUGGUUCCACUUCCGGUAUCUUCGUGGUUCUUGGGUUAUGCCUGUUUUGACAGGGAGCAUGUCGACGGAGCUCCUCAUGCUGUCAUGGCAGAAAUGGAAUUCCCUGACCAAUUCUUUACAGUUGUAAGCAUGGACCAUGAACUGGUGACUUUCAGGGAUGUGGUCAUCAGCUUCUCUCAAGAGGAAUGGGAGUAUCUGGAUUCAGCUCAGAGGGACUUAUAUUGGGAUGUGAUGAUGGAGAACUAUAGCAACUUGGUCUCACUGGAUUUGGAGUCCAAGUAUGACACAAAGUGUUUAUAUAAUGGAAAGAACAUUAUUGAAAAUAACCGUUCUCAGUGGAAAGUAACAGAAAGUAAAUUCCUUGGUCUUGAGAGCUCCAUUUUCAGAAAUAACUGGCAAAGCAAAAGCAAGACUGAAGUACAAAGACCUAAAGUGGGAUAUUUCAGCCAAAUAAAAAUCAUCUCUGAAAAAGUGCCAAAUUAUAAACAUCAUAAAUCUCCUAUAUCACAUCAGAGAAUUCAUGAAAGCAAGAAACCCUAUGAAUGUAAGGAAUAUGGGAACGUCCUUAGCUGUGACUUAAGUUUUGAUGAAUGUGAGAGAAUACAUACUGGUGAGAAAACAUAUCAAUGUAAUGCAUAUUGGAAAACCUUUGGAGAUGAACCACAUACCCUACAACUGAACAUUCAUACUGGUGAAAAACCUUGUAAAUAUAUGGAAUAUGGGAAUCCAUUUAGUUUUUAUGAAGACCUUAGUAUACAUCAGAAAAUUAAUAAUGAUCAGAAGUGCUAUAAAUGUAAGGAAUAUAAAAGGACCAUUAGAAGAGAUGAAGAAAUAACUCCACUAAAAAUAAUUCAUGAUGGUGAGAAACCCUAUGAAUGCACUUUCUGUGGGAAAUCCUUUAGAGUGCAUGCACAACUUACUCGACACCAGAAAAUCCAUACUGAUGAGAAACCUUACAAAUGUAUGGAAUGUGGCAAGGACUUUAGAUUCCAUUCACAGUUAACUGAACAUCAGAGAAUUCAUACUGGUGAGAAACCAUACAAAUGUAUACAAUGUGAGAAGGUCUUUAGGAUUAGUUCACAGCUUAUUGAACAUCAGCGAAUUCAUACAGGUGAGAAACCAAAUGCAUGUAAAGAAUGUGGAAAAACCUUUGGAGUAUGUAGAGAACUGGCUCGACAUCAGAGAAUUCAUACUGGAAAGAAACCCUAUGAAUGCAAGGCAUGUGGAAAAGUCUUUAGAAACAGUUCAUCCCUCACUAGACAUCAGAGAAUUCAUACUGGUGAGAAACCCUAUAAAUGUAAGGAAUGUGGGAAAGCUUUUGGAGUCGGUAGUGAACUUACUCGACAUCAGAGAAUUCACAGUGGUCAAAAACCUUAUGAAUGUAAAGAGUGUGGAAAGUUCUUUAGACUUACAUCAGCACUUAUUCAACAUCAGAGGAUUCACAGUGGUGAGAAACCUUAUGAAUGUAAGGAAUGUGGGAAGGCUUUUAGACAUAGUUCAGCCCUUACUGAACAUCAGAGAAUUCAUACUGGAGAGAAACCUUAUGAAUGCAAGGCAUGUGGGAAGGCCUUUAGACAUAGUUCAUCCUUUACAAAACAUCAGAGAAUUCAUACUGGUAAGAAACCCUAUGAAUGUGAGGAAUGUGGGAGUGCCUUUAGUGUGGGUAAGCACUUUACAUGAUAUCAAAAAAGCUAUUCUGGUGAGAACUCUUUUGAAUGAAAUACAUGUACAAAAGACUUUUGUUUCUGAGUUUCACUGGGAAAACUGAUGCAUUAUAAGAAGAAGUAAUCAAAGCGAUUAUGUUGCUCUUAUUGCUUCCAGACUUUCUGGCCACUCUAUUUAGAAAUACAAUCACUCAUGGGGUGCCUGGGUGGCUUAGUCGGUUAAGCGUCCGACUUUCGCUUAGGUCAUGAUCUCGCAGU
Molecule: messenger RNA, 2685 nt
Organism: Hyaena hyaena (striped hyena)
Lineage: Eukaryota; Metazoa; Chordata; Mammalia; Carnivora; Hyaenidae
Gene: ZNF529
Product: zinc finger protein 529
Exons: 4
Coding region: 848-2443 (531 amino acids)
Biological process (GO): regulation of immune system process; regulation of cytokine production; negative regulation of transcription by RNA polymerase II
Source: RefSeq, a predicted model, not a curated record